This is a messenger RNA of Onychostoma macrolepis, 1322 nucleotides long. Its product is annotated as protein DEPP. Bases 133 to 492 code for a protein of 119 amino acids. Lineage: Eukaryota; Metazoa; Chordata; Actinopteri; Cypriniformes; Cyprinidae. The record is from RefSeq and is a predicted model, not a curated record. Gene Ontology annotation, biological process: regulation of autophagy. Gene Ontology annotation, cellular component: mitochondrion. The transcript has 2 exons.
AUUUAAAGUCACUAACUAGGAGGUAAAUCCUCAACAGUGCACAAGACGCACUCAGCUGCUUGUGAAGCUGGUCCUCUGAGCAGACAUCUGGACCUAAACACUCAAGACAUCAAGGGAACCUACAGUUCCAGCAUGAAGCCCAGGAGGCUUCUGACCUCUGUGGAUCUUCUCCCUACGAUUCUCGAGCUCCAGGAGAGCCAGAGUCUGGAUGACUACAUAGACUCCAUACGAGAGCUGUCCCAACCCACCUACCCUCUCAGCGGACCCCUCCGGGGCUCCCGUCUGUCCCCGCUGCGCAAGGCCAAACACCCCAGCAUGUCUUUAGCCACCACAAGUUCAGUCCUGGCACACAAGCCCUGGGCUUUCUCUGGACCUGAUAACGUAUCACUAACCUUGACAGACUCGAAAGGGCCGGCGAGUUCAAAUCAGGACCCUCUGGACUGGCUUUUUGCACAAGUGCAGACCGACCCGGAAGAUGUGUGCAUGAUAUGAUGGAGACAAAAAUGAUGAGAACUCACAGCCUCGGGAAUAUGCUGCAAUAAUCGUAAAAGUUGCAAUGAAUUAUUUUUAUUUUCAGCGUAUUAUGUAGUGUGAUUUUUGAAAUACUGCAAGAAAUAGGGGCUAGUUGUCACAAGGGCUAAAGAAUUGGUUUCAUGCAUAUCAAGUAGUAUAUUAAUCAUAGUAUCUGUUAGCCAAAUGAAUAGGCAUUUCUGUUUUUGUUGUUUCAUGAAUUCAGAAUUUGAAGUUUGGGGUUAGAAAUAUUUUUCUGAAUGAAAUUAAUACUUCUAUUCAGCAAAGAUGCAUUGAAUUGAUCAAAAUGGUAGUAAAGACAUUUAUAAUGUUAUAAAAUAUUUCUAUUUUAAAUAAAUAGUUGUUUUGAUCUUUCUAUUCGUCAAAUAUUCCUGAAAAAAUUGCAUCCUGGUUUCCUCAAAAAUAUUAAGCAGCACAACAUUAAUAAUAGUAAGAAAUGUUUGUUGAGCAGCAAAUCAGCAUAUUAGAAUGAUUUCUGAAGGAUCAUGUGACACUGAAGACUAGAAUAAUGAUGAUUAGAUGUUUUGCAUUAAGCUUUGCAUCACAUAAAUUACAUUUAAAAUCUAUUUAAAUAGAAAACAGUCAUUUUAAAUUGCAGUGAUUUUAAUUUACAUUUUUUUAUCAAACAAAUGUAGCCUUGCAAGAGACUUUAAAAAAUCUUACCGAUCAAAACUUUUGAAUGGUAGUGUGUGUGUGUGUGUGUGUAUUCUUUGUCUUAUAUAUUUGUAGUUUUUCUGUUUAAAUUUUGCUAUUCAAUAUUAUGUUUAACAAAUGUAAAUGUGUUGAAUGAA